GGGAAGAGGGUGGGAUUUGCUUUGGAGAGUGAAAAAGUGAGAGGAUCUAUGCAGUAGUGGACCAAGAAAGUGGAGCAAGUUUGAAGAUAAAGCCAUUUUCUAGUUUUCUUUUUUUUCAUGAAAUUGGGCCUUAGGUUAUUUUGCUGCUAAUUUUGCUGCAAAAUCUAGGAAUUUUGUGAAAAAUUAGAUUUGGACUUGUGCACCACUGUGUAUGGGGUAGGCCCUCCUGCAAGACUGUUGGGAGAAGAAGAAGAGCAGAAGAAGAAGAGAAAAAGAAGAAGAAGAGAAAAAGAAGAAGAGAGAGGUCGAGAGAAGAAGAGGGGAAAGAAGAAAGAAAGAAGAUGGAGUUGACGGUGGAUUGGGUUUGACGGAGGAAGAAGUCCGAAGAACGGAAAGUCCCUCCCUAGUUACUUUUUUCAUAUUUUAAGGUUCCUCACGGUACAUUUUGAAAAAAUAAGAUGGCUAGGAGGCGAGGACGACCGAGGAAAUCAAACGAAGGAAGAGCAAUGAAUUCACCACAAUCGGAAGCUAGAGACUGUGUGGCAGAAGGCAGCCCUGCAAAUCCAAGUUUGGGAAUGCAGAAAUUGACUCCAAAAACACCAUAUGAGGUAAAAAAAUUCGAGCCCAGAUCUACAUGAAAUUGGGGAAGCUAGUGUACGAACAGGGAACCCUGGUAAAGGGGAGUUGAAAAGCAACCUGGAUCAGAUACAUAAACCAAUCUCGUAUGCUGAGGUAGUUAAGGGGCCUAAUGUUGAUUUAGAUUUGUCAUAUUUACCUGCUGAAGAAAUAAAUGGACAGUUCGUUGCAAAAUUUAAUAAGGAUGAUUUAGUUGAGGAUUUGGGAUGCUGGGAUCAAUCUAUUAUAGUAUGUGUUCUGGGAACUAAUCCUCCAUCGGCAAUCAUAGAAAGUUAUGCCAGGCGGAUAUGGAAAAUGUAUAUUAUAGAUGAUGUAGCUUUUCUAAAGGAAGGGCAGUUUAUUGUGAGGUUCAGUAGCACAGAAGAAUGAGAUGAAGUGCUAAAAAGGAAAUAUUAUUAUUUUGACAACAAACCAGUGCUUACCAAAGCCUGGUACCCAGGCACGCAACUAGAUAUAACUGAACUAAAGGAUGUACCUAUCUGGAAGGAAUCAAUUCCAGAUCUUUGUAAUUUUUUCCAGUUUCUUUCUAUUUCUUUCAUUUUUUGAGUUCCUUCUUGUUUCUUCUAGCAUGAUUUAUCCCGGGGUUGGGACGGGGUAGGGGGUACGGGGGCAGGAGGGUCGCAGAGGGGUACGGUAGUGUAGUGUCACAUGUGCGUUUCGGCUCUUGGAACAUAGGGACCCUCACAGGUAAGUCGAUCUAUUGAGUUGGUGCAAGUUCUCAAGAGGAGAAGGAUUCAGGUGGCAUGCGUGCAAGAAACCAGGUGGGUGGGCACUAAGGCGCGAGAGGUUGAUGGUUUCAAACUAUGGUAUUCGGUUCAGCCAGGGGAAGGAAUGGAGUCAGCACUCUGGUGGCGCCGGAACUGCGAGAGUUUGUGGUGGAGAGAAAGUCUUCAUUGGAGGCGACCUCAAUGGCCAUAUUGGAGAAUCGGUCGAUGGCUUCGACGACGUUGGUUUUGGCUUUGGCAGCAGGAACCCAGCGGGAGUUUCACUCUUGGAGUUUGCCAGAGCGAGUGAUAUGGUGGUUGCUAACUCUUGUUUCCUGAAACAAGACGACCAUUUGGCUACAUUUGUUAGUGGAGUGGGGACGACACAGAUCGACUUUCUUCUCCUGCGCAGGUGUGAUCGGGUGCUCCGCAAGGAUGCUAAAGUAAUUUCGAGUGAAAACUUCACCACCCAACACAAGCUUCUAGUGAUGGAUGUUAUGAUCAGGUGGGAGAAACAUAGGAGAGCUUCGCGUGGCAACACACAAAUCCGGUGGAGGAGACUAAGUUGGGAGAAUAUCUUUGAGUUGUCCAGGCGAGUGCAAGAGAAAGGUGCGUGGGAAUCGGCUGGAGAGGCUACUGAUAUGUGGGUGCGAACUGCUAACUGCAUCAGAGAAACAGCCAGGGAAGUGUUAGGUGUGAGCUCUGGCUCUAGGAGUAGGUGUCAGGGUAAUUGGUGGUGGAGCGAUUCAGUCCAAAGUAAGGUGGAAGCUAAGAAGACAGCAAGGAUGCCUGAUGAGUGGAGGGAGAGUCUCUUGGUUCCUCUGUUUAAAGGCAAAGGUGACAUUCAGAGCUGCGAGAAUUACAGAGGCAUCAAAUUGCUUAGCCACACCAUGAAGAUUAGGGAGCGAAUCAUUGAGUAUAGGGCCAUUUAUCUCGUGAGAAGGUUAAUGGAAGAGUAUAGGGCUAGAGAGAAGGACCUUCAUAUGGUGUUUAUUUACCUUGAGAAGGCGUAUGAUAGGGUGCCAAGGGAGGUCUUUUGGAGGUGCCUAGAGGCGAGAGGAGUUCCCAUCGUGUGCACUCGCGCGAUUAAGGAUAUGUACGAUGGGGCUAUGACUAGGGUAAGGACUUCCGGGGGCAAUUCAGAUUCUUUCUUAGUAGCACCAGAGCCUGCCCUUAGCCCUUUUUUGUUCGCCUUGGUGAUGGACGUCCUAACUCAAGGUGUUCAAGAAGGGGUCCCAUGGUGCAUGCUUUUCGCGGAUGAUAUUGUGCUUAUCGACGAAUCAGAGGUGGAAGUCAGGAUUGACUCUCACCUAGUACCUAAGGUAGACAGGGUCCUGAGGUUUGUCUCCUCCUCCUUCGAUGUGGAUUCGCCAAUCGAGACAUGGGCCGAGAAAAUUCAAAAGCAUGUGUCCAAGCUGGCCAGGAUUGAGACGCUGGAGAAAGCCAGCAUUGAAGGGUUUUCUGUUAGCAUGAUAGAGGAAUAUGGACAGCCCAAUCCAGAUCGAGUGGAGCCAGAUGAUAUUUGGAUGGAUGACUUGGUAAGGUACUAUAUGACCGGGCAAUUCCCUGAGGAUAAGGAUAGGGUAAGAAAAGUAAAGUUCAGGGCUCCAAGAUUCCAAAUGCUUGAUGGAAGGCUAUACAAAAGAGCAUUCGGUGGUCCAUUGCUAAGGUGCUUGACCAGGGCAGAGGCGGAAAGAGUGAUCGCCGAAGUUCAUGAGGGUGUCUGCGCCGCCCACCAAAUGUCCAGGACGCUCGCGCAAAGGAUCAUUUUGCUAGGUUAUUUCUGGCCUACAAUGAACCAAGAUUGCGAGAGAUAUGUCCAGAGGUGCAAGAUUUGCCAGGUAUUCUACAAGUUUCCGGGAAGGCCUGCAACAUACUACCACCCAGUUUCCAAUGUUAUUCCAUUCGCAAGGUUUGGGAUAGACAUCAUUGGGGCCUUCCCUCAAGCUCAAGGGAGAAAGAAGUAUGUCAUGGUCGCUAUCGACUACUUCACAAAAUGGGUGGAGGCCGAGGCAUAUGCAACCAUCACAACCAAGCAGUGCCAGCGCUUUGUCUGGAAGAACAUCAUCACUCGGUUCGGGAUUACACACAAUAAGGCUUCCAUGGCCUACCUGCAAGGGAAUGGCCAGGUGGAGAAUGCAAACCGCAUAAUAGUCGAUGGGAUCAAAAAGCGGUUGGGUGAGGCAGAAACGAAUUGGUUAGAGGAGUUGCCACAUAUCAUCUAGGUUUACCGGGUCACUUCAAGAAGGGCCACAGGGGAGACACCCUUCGUCCUUACAUAUGGGUGUGAGGCCAGACUACCCAUUGAAGCUAAAAUAAUGACCUUUCGGGAGAAGGUCCAUGAAGAGAAAGGGGUAAAGAAAAGUGGCAUGGUCAAAAGUGACCGGUCACUUUUUAAUGUUUUGGAUUGGCAAGAAAAUGCGAAUUGGAAA
Molecule: messenger RNA, 3772 nt
Organism: Cuscuta campestris
Lineage: Eukaryota; Viridiplantae; Streptophyta; Magnoliopsida; Solanales; Convolvulaceae
Source: the annotation of a GenBank genome assembly